Molecule: messenger RNA, 830 nt
Organism: Phoenix dactylifera (date palm)
Lineage: Eukaryota; Viridiplantae; Streptophyta; Magnoliopsida; Arecales; Arecaceae
Source: RefSeq, a predicted model, not a curated record
UAAUAAGACCCCUUCUAAUUGAUAAAGAUUAGAGUCUUAUAAAGAAUAUGCAUAUUAUUUUAAUUUGGCAUCUAAAGUAUAAUGAUAAUAUCAUCAUUAAAUUAUCUCGGAACAUAAGAAGUAGAGAAUAAUUAAUAAGUCGGUUUAUAUACGAAAACAGGCAUAUAAGGAAUAUAAAAACGUCGAGAAUAAUAAAACGCCCAUCUUUGCUAUUUUCUUAGAUUUUUCUUAACUUAGAUCAGAUUUUUUUUUUGUUAAAAAAAAAAUAGUAUACAAAGCGACGGUGUUAUACCUUGGCAUUGUUUCCGGUGAUGUUCGGCCACAUCCUCAACCCGACGGGUAAGCGCUCGCCCCACAAGAUCCUCCGCAAGAAGCUCAUCGGCGACAUCAAGAACGACGACCCCCUCGUCGUCGCCCGCGAAGAGAACGAGCGGUUGGCUAAAUUUGAAAUGUUGAAGCACCGUGGAAAGGGUCCACCAAAGAAGGGGCAGGGAAGGCAUGCUGUUAAGCGCAAUAAAUAAUUACACCAUCUUAACUUUUUUUUAAUUUUAUACAUGAAUCCUCUUGUUCAAACAUUGAAGGGGUCUGUAUUAGGUUUUCAUUCCUGAUUGUUGAUCGCAAGGAUCGAUUCUCAACAUAAUUACCCCUUUUUGUUUCAGCUAAUGUACUGAAACCUUCGUGCCACUUUGUACUUGGAGAUGACAUUGGCAUUGAAUUGCUAUCAAAAUCUUCUCAUCCAUUGUAUGGAUGUGGGGGCCAGUUUUCAUUAUCCACAGUCAAACUAAAGCUCAUUUAUAUGAGACAUCAGUAAACAAUUGUGAUUCUCCUGU